This is a messenger RNA of Mollisia scopiformis, 1126 nucleotides long. RefSeq names its product eIF-3 RNA-binding subunit. Gene Ontology annotation, cellular component: eukaryotic translation initiation factor 3 complex; cytoplasm. Gene Ontology annotation, molecular function: RNA binding; translation initiation factor activity. The record is from RefSeq and is a predicted model, not a curated record. The transcript is spliced from 4 exons. The coding region runs from base 174 to 1049 and encodes 291 amino acids. NCBI's taxonomy places the organism in Eukaryota, Fungi, Ascomycota, Leotiomycetes, Helotiales, Mollisiaceae.
CGGACUCUAAAUUUGCCCCUCCAGCUUCAGAACAACAUCGAAGGCUUGAGAAUUUGCGCCUCUUCGAAUCAAGAAUCUAGACGGAUAUUCUUUCGCGGAUUUUGUACUUCCAACGAUCUACAAACUCUACAGAUUUUUCAGCACAAACACAAAGCAGAACAACCCCGCCAAAAAUGUCGAAGGUCGCAAACCGCCCGGACUGGGCCGAUGAUGAAGAUCUCGAUGAUUCCGUCGUCGACAACGCGCUUCCAGAGCCCACCAAGGUCACCAAUAAAGACGGCACAAUCACAAAGACCUCGUGGAAGAUCAACGAUGAGGGGAAGAAGGUGAAGCUCACCCAGAGAAUUCGAAUCACAACACACAAGGAAGUAGUCAACCCAAGAGUUGCUGAGCGGAAGUCAUGGUCGAAGUUUGGUCUGUCUGCGAAGGAUGCUCCAGGACCAGCUACAGACACAACCUCAGUUGGAGAGAACAUUAUAUUCAGACCGAGCACGAACUGGCGCAAGGAUGCCAAGGAGGAGAAGACCGAGGCUGGUAGCAUGAAGGACAAAUUGAAAGAUAAGAAGGUCAAAUGUCGUAUCUGUAACGGAGAGCAUUUCACUGCAAGAUGUCCAUUCAAGGAUACUAUGGCACCAGUUGGAGAGGAGGGUUCUGCGGACGUUGCUGCUGGCCCUGCAGAUGUUGCCGACGCUGCCGGUGGACUUGGAACAGGAAAGAGCUCAUACGUACCCCCACAUCUUCGAAAUGGUGCUGCUGGUGGCGGUGAUAGAAUGGGUGGUGGCAAGUUCGAGCGCUCUGAUGAGUCAACGCUGAGAGUCACAAACGUAUCGGAGAUGGCGGAGGAGCAAGAGCUGCGAGACAUGUUCGAGCGUUUCGGUCGUGUCACAAGAGUCUUCCUUGCCAAGGAUCGAGAAACAGGGCUUGCAAAGGGUUUCGCGUUCAUCAGCUUCCAGGAAAGAACAGAUGCUGCAAAGGCUUGCGAGAAAAUGGAUGGUUAUGGAUUCAAGCAUUUGAUCCUGAGGGUGGAAUUUGCAAAGAAAGCUAAUUAGAUACCACAGUAACGAGAGUUGCAGUCUUGUAAUACAAAUGGCAUAUGCAUCCACGAAGCCCACGAAGCAUUUUCCCG